This is a messenger RNA of Zonotrichia albicollis (white-throated sparrow), 3831 nucleotides long. NCBI's taxonomy places the organism in Eukaryota, Metazoa, Chordata, Aves, Passeriformes, Passerellidae. The record is from RefSeq and is a predicted model, not a curated record.
CUUUACAGAUGUAGUAACUACAAAUCUUAAACUACGAAAUCCAUCAGAUAGAAAAGUAUGCUUCAAAGUGAAGACCACAGCGCCUCGUCGAUACUGCGUGAGGCCAAACAGUGGAAUUAUUGACCCGGGAUCAUCUGUAAUUGUUUCAGUUAUGCUGCAGCCUUUUGACUAUGACCCAAAUGAGAAGAGUAAACACAAGUUUAUGGUACAAACAACCUAUGCACCACCAAAUAUUACAGAUAUGGAGGCAGUGUGGAAAGAAGCAAAACCUGAUGAGUUGAUGGACUCCAAAUUGAGAUGUGUGUUUGAAAUGCCCAAUGAAAAUGAUAAACUGAAUGAUAUAGAUGCAAGCAAAUCCACCCCAGUACUGAACACAUCUAAGCAGGAUGGACCGAUGCCAAAACCACAUAGUGUUUCACUUAAUGACACUGAAACAAGGAAGCUGGUGGAGGAGUGCAAAAGACUUCAGGCAGAGAUUAUGAAGCUGACAGAUGAAAAUCGGCACCUGAGAGAUGAAGGCUUGAGGCUCAGAAAGGUAGCGCACUCGGAUAAAUCUGGAUCACCCGCAGCUUUGGCCCUCAGAGAUAAUGGCUCUAAUUCUCUUCCUUCACUUCUUGUUGUAAUUGCAGCCAUUUUCAUUGGAUUCUUUCUAGGGAAGUUCAUCUUGUAGAAAGAAUGAGUGAGAGAAGCAUGCAAAACUGCAGCUUCCUGUUUUUUGUUUUAGUUUUUUUUUUUUUUUUUCCUCUUGGCCAGAAAAAGGUUUGUUUACCUACCACAUCAUGGGUAGUAUGGCCCGAGCGGCCGUUCUUGUGUACAGCAUCGUAACAGGCUUUGCCUUUAAUGAUCUCGCACGGUUAGAAAACACAAUCUGAAAAGACAAACUGUUCAGCUGCUGGACAAAAUUGUAUAUUCAGUCAUCAAUAGCAGGUAUCAGUUGCACAGUCAGUCCUUUAUGAAAAUUCAUAAAUAAAGAAAUGUUCUUUCUUUCUGUGGUUUUAAUAAGAAUUCGAAAAUUGUUCAGAGUCUUGUAAAUGUUAUUUUAAUAAUCCUUUAAAAUUUUAUCUGUUGCUGUUACCUCUUGACAAAUGAUUUAUUAGAUUGCUAAUCCCACUCAUUCAGGAAUAUGACAAGAGGUAUUCUGGGGGAAAUGGUGCCUCUUACUGUGUAAAUUUUCUCCUUACCUUACUUUGCUAAUAUCAUGGCAGAAUUUCUUUCUUAUUCCUUGUGAGGCAUUGUUGAGAGUUCUUCAUCCUUAACAGUCCUGUCCCAUAAUAUUUAACAUGACAAAAGAAAUAAAAUUGUUAACAGAUUUUUCUGCUGGGUAGCCUGUUUGUGUGUGUCGUGCUUUUAGAGGGGAUUCUUAACAAGUUCAUUGUUCAUGGUAAUUUGCUACUUGUAACAAAUGGCUAUUUUGAAGUUUAUUUGCUUAAGUCUCUGGCUUUGACUGUUGUAAUUGAAGCUUGGGAAAGAAAAAAAAGGUUUCCAUUCCAUUUGUUUAAGAAAAUGAACUGUUUUCUGACUGCUUUCAGCUACAAAGAAGAUGGUUAUCAAACUUGUUUUGGGACAGAAUGAUUUAGAUAUCCAGCAGGUGCAAAUGCCAGACAUGAAUGUUUUCAAUAUAUUAACAAUUUGCUUGGAUUGUGCAGGAGUGUAAUAAUCAACCUUCUGUUCCAUCUUUGGAUCUUCUGGGUGUCUUCCAGGAGUCAACAUUAUUCUUUGAUUUCUUAAGGGUACUUAAUUCACAUAUAUUAACUUACUCAGUUUAUAAUUCUGUCUUAGCAGAUACUAAAAAUGCAAGAUGAACAUUCAGACACCCGUAGUGUAUUCCAUGAUGCAGAAGAGUUGAUAUUUGCUGAGUUGCUCACCUUUGGCUCAGUUGCUCACCUUUGGGAAAUAAAAAUCAUUUUAUACAAUUCUUGGCAGAUCUACCUGUUUUAACCAUGUAUAGCUAAGUUUUAAAAAAUGCAUUUUUGGGGUCUGAAAUGCUUCCCUGCACUUAAUCUUAUGUCUUGCCUCAUCUCUGAAUAUGUCAUAAAAACAAACAGUAGUAUUGAAACAAAAUAUUAUCUGUACUUCAGAGUAAGCAUAAUCCAAUUACAGGGAAUUACUUGUAAACUUGAAAAAUUGUGGAAGAGGUAUACUCCUGUAAGCAAAAUUGUGUAUGCUCUUGGACAGCUUGACUUGAUGUGGUGCAGCUAAGUGUGUUAGACCUUGGUGUAUGCACACCUUAUGUAGCUGAGAAAAAUGUUCUGGGAAAGAUGUACGUUAUCUUGGUUGCCUUUGAUUUCUACUGCUUUUUUUUUUUUAAUUACAUCAUGUUCUGUCAUAACUCUCUGUGAUAAACUUUUUUUAUAAAAUCUUGCACAUGUACAAGGAAGAUGAUGGAGAAAAUGCAAAUACUGCUUAUCUUUUCACUUAAGCAUGCAAGCACUGAUGUUUCCAAUUACUUGUUCCAGUGUCUGCAUUCAAGUCUCCUUCCAUCCCAGUGACUGGAAAAAACUGUGUUAAGGUUUUGAUUAUUUUGGUUCCGCUGGUUCAGAAUGGUGUAUUUCUUCUGAUUUUUUCUCUAACAGAACAUUUCCACAUCAAACUUUCAUAGCCUGUUCCAAACUGAUUACGUGGAAAAUAACGAAAGCAAUAUUGUGCAAGAUGUAGUUUGCUUCAGAUAGAGCAGUCAUUCCUGCAUUGAAGGGAGAAAAACCACACAAAACACUCUGGAAGAUCUUAAAAUGUUUACAGCGUGGUGUGCAGAGGUUUUCAAAGGUGCUAGCACUUAGAGGACUUAAAACCAGAAAAAAAAGUCAUUGCUCAAUGCAGCUGACUCAGGUUUUGAUAUCUGGCAGCAGAAAUAUGGUAAAAGUAAUGAUAAAAUCAGAGUGAAAUAACUUUUUUUCAUAAAUAAGAAAAAAGUUGGUGGUAAAACUUUGGUCAUGGUUUUAGUGAUGCUUUCAAGUGUACAGCGCUCUUGUAACCGGAGUUCUCAGUAAUGCGCUAAGGAGACUGUCUUGGUUUCCCGUAAUCCCUUCAUAGCUGUAUAUAAAAUGUAAUGCUAAAACUAUUUUGCUCUCAGGAGUCACUUUGGAUGAGAUCAGCUGUAUUCAGUGAAUUAUGUAAUAUGGAUUAAAUUGUUUGUCUUUGUUCCUGAAAUGGUUAGAACUUCUUGCUUUGUCUGCCUGCUUACUCGUGUAUGUAAGCACAGGGAAAUACAGUCUCUUCAUCUGCUCCUGGUGAGAUGAGCAGACCAUGAUGCCCAUAAAGUUGUGUCAGGGUAAAUGCAUAAUUUCAGUUAAAUAUAUGUUGCAGGUUGCUCCUCUGAUUUUUGGAAAGGGCAAGAUGAUACAAGUAUACAAUAUCAAAGUAGUUAUUUAAUUUUUUUAAUGAAUAUAGCACUUUAAAAAAGAGUAGUAUGGUUCAGGGGGAAAAAAAAUAAACAUAGCUAACUAGAAGAUACAGCUGCUGUAGUAAUUCUGGGCACCAAAUUUAACCCACUUAAAAAAAUAUAUCUAUAAAGUUCAUUUAAGAAAAAGUUAUUUGUAUCAAUGCACAAGUUAAUUGUGUGUUUCUACUCAUUCUCUAAAAGCUGUUGACAGACACUAUUGCCCAGGCUUGCAUGUUUCUGCUGCUAUGUUUGAAGCCAACUUACUUAAAAGAAGCAACCAAACAUUAGCUUGGAAAUUCAUUAUCCUCCUGGGAGGAGGGAGGGUGGAGGGAGGAGUUGAAAGGUGACAUUUUGCCAAAGGGGAAAAGACAAAGUCAAUAAGCAAAACUUAUCUUUCAGGCCUUCUUCAAAGUUAUUAAAGGUUGAAGUGUUAAUAAACUAUUAAAAAUGUA